ACACCAAACAACCUGCUUCCCAUCUUGAACAACCGCAGAGACCUCACCUCCUCCCAACCGCGAAUGGAGCUCCUCGACGUGGUCCCGGCGGACGCCAUCGCCCUCCACCUGUACUCCCUCCCCGCGGCGGCCAACACCGUCGCCUCACUCGUCGCCUGGCUAGUUGCGGCCCUCGCCGCCGCCGUCGGCCUCUGGCGCAUCCGCGCGGUCGGCUCCUCCAACAGAUUGCCCAGCGCCGGCGCCCGCAGCACUCUCGUGGAGGUCGAAAAGCAGCAGCCGCGCCCUCUGCCAUCGCCUGCCGUCGACGAGCCACGGCCACGGCCGGCGCGUGCCGAGGUGUCGGAGCCGGUGUUCCCAUUUAGCGAGCCGAGCUCGCCGUCCAAGGUCCGGUUCACGGCGUACUACGGAGGGGCCGGAGCUGGCGGUGACGAUGGAGUGGUGGACGGCACGAAGAAAUGUGCGGACAGAGACGAAGACGAUGACGGCAUGUCCGUCCACGCGAGCGAGAUCGUGCCGAGACGGACGACGUCGAUGAGGAUAAGGUCGACGCCUUCGACGGCGGCAUGCAGCUGGGAGGAGAGGGAGAUGGCCGUGAGGAGGAGGGGAGAUUUGGGGUGGUACCGCCACCUUGACAUGGCGGUGCUCGACGGGAGCGUCGUCAGGCUGUGGGACGGCGAGGUGACCGCGGCGGUGGCGGUUCCGAGGGCGCGGCGGUGGAAGGCAGGAUUGGAGCUGGACCUGUCGCUAUAGCCUAUAGAGAAAAUGUCUGUAUAAUGUGGUGUAGGAUUAUUGGAAUGUUAUUAGGGGGUGAAUAUGACAUUUUUGUCCUUUAAUUUGGGCAUGUCAUCUGUAUGUGUUUCUCUGAAGAGGGGCAAAAGGCUGAACUGAACAGCCCUCAUCUCGGGAGAUAAUUGAAAAUUUGGCAAAUGCCAGACUAUUAAUUAACUAUCGCUAAAUUAUUUGCUUA
Molecule: messenger RNA, 967 nt
Organism: Lolium rigidum
Lineage: Eukaryota; Viridiplantae; Streptophyta; Magnoliopsida; Poales; Poaceae
Exons: 1
Coding region: 64-750 (228 amino acids)
Source: RefSeq, a predicted model, not a curated record